This is a messenger RNA of Tuber melanosporum (Perigord truffle), 237 nucleotides long. RefSeq lists its product as uncharacterized. The record is from RefSeq and is a predicted model, not a curated record. The transcript has 3 exons. The coding region runs from base 1 to 237 and encodes 78 amino acids. NCBI's taxonomy places the organism in Eukaryota, Fungi, Ascomycota, Pezizomycetes, Pezizales, Tuberaceae.
AUGUCUAUCCGAAUGACAGCUCAGACUCGCUGUCGGAUGGAAGGUUCUCCAAAUCUCUCGUGUGCUGGGUUAGGGAUUGUAUUGGGGCACGGUGCCCUUUAUCCCUUGGAAGGAAUGUGGUCUACGAAAGUCGUCAAGACGUUCGCUACACUUCUUAACUCAGUUCACCACCCCCACCAAGGAGGCAAACGUUCUUCCCCUGCAGGAGGCGCCUCUGAUUUGCCCUACAUCUCAUAA